Messenger RNA from Linum tenue, 780 nucleotides. The record is from the annotation of a GenBank genome assembly. NCBI's taxonomy places the organism in Eukaryota, Viridiplantae, Streptophyta, Magnoliopsida, Malpighiales, Linaceae.
AUGGGUCUCGCCGGCGGCUUAAGGACUCUGUUGUUGGUACAAGCCUGCACGUUCGGCCCCAUUAUCUUCCACUGCUACUACGCCCAUCCUCCCUUCACCAAGGACACCUACACCACAUGGUCGUGUGCCGCUUUCAUUGAGAUCUACAUCCACAUGUCCUACUUGGCGGUUUGGAUUGCCUACAAGGAACCCAGCUUUGUGCAUUCAGCCAUUUGGACAUUUCUCAUAUUCUUGACUGGCUGCACGGCGAUUUGCAGCUACAUCUUCAUUCAGUUCCUCAAGCUGUCACCUGAAGAAUCUGCACAAGACCCUAUCUACCAUGUGCUGUUGCGCCAUGAACACAGGAACAACGAGGAAGAAAAGGGCAAGAAGAAGUCUGCUUCAGUGGGCGUUGCAAGAGCUGGCUUCAUAGUUUUGACUUGUUUGAUGGUAGCAACUCUGCUUUACUCUCUUCUCACUGCGGGUUCUCCUUUCCGUGAGGAGGUCUUCCUCGCCCCGUGGGUGAUAACAACACUGAUCGACCACUCUUAUCUCUCUGUGGUUCUGCUGGUGUGGAUUGCCUAUAAGGAAACAAGUUGGCUGAGUGUCUCCCUGUGGAUGGUUCUGUUCAUAUGUCUUGGCAGUCUUGCUUUCGGUGCUUACAUGACAAAACAGCUGUUCCAACUCACUUCUCAAGAUCCAGCCUACCUAGUUUUGUUGAAACGCAACCACGGCAGGGCUGACAGAGUUCCUCUCCUCGGUUCAGGUCAAGCUAGUAGCGGCCAGGGCCAAGGGAAUUAG